UCUCCGUAGCUGACACUCGGAAAAGGAGCAUUCCUGUCUGGAAUGAUAUCCAGUGGUGGGGGGAGUAUGGAACCAAAAUCACCAAACUUAAGGCUCCAGAAUGCUGUAGGAUUCCUUCCGAAAAGCUUCUCGUGGAAAAUAGCACUAGUGAAAAGUUGCGCUAGUAGAGCAGCACGAACAUUGGUUGAUUGAAUCUUUACUCCUCAAUGAGAUAUCAUUCACUGUGCAUCGGUAUUAAGAGUGCGCAAGAACUAGAUCUAUCAUUAGUUUAACAUUAGCCAUGAUUAUUGUUCAAUAGCUUUUUUACGCCAAAAAAGGAUAUUAAUAAAAGUGGACUGUGGAGGCAGUUUUGAAUCAGGCUGUUGUUCCAUAACUCCAGUGUUUUUCAAGAUACUCGUCUGGAGAUCGUCAUGUCCCAUCUAGGACGACAGCUGCCUCUUGACUUACUCUUGAUGACAAUCAUUGUCAACUCGGCAUUGUCAACUGGACCGAAUAACGAAGGACCGAACCCUGAAUUCAUCCGACCCAUAGGCAAUGUGACAGUUCCCAUAGGCAAAGAAGCUGUUCUCACCUGUGCUGUUUCAGAUCUGGGAAAUUAUAGGCUGGGAUGGGUGAGGUUGUCAGAUCAGACGAUUCUCAGCCUUCAUACUCAAGUGGUGACGCCAAGCUCCCGAUUUCUGACAACCUACGACAACCAAAACCAGUGGAAGCUGCACAUCAAGGGAGUGACAGAGAAGGACAUAGGCUGCUACAUGUGUCAGAUCAACACCAAAGUCAUGAAGAACCAGAUCGGGUGCCUCGAGGUUCACGUUCCACCAGAUAUCAAGGAGGCAGGUACCAGUGGCGAUCUAGUGGCCAAGGAGGGAAGCAACGUGACCCUGUCAUGCAACGCUUCUGGUGUCCCCCGGCCCAGGGUGACGUGGAAGAGGGAGUACGACCACACAGUCGCAUGGCCAGGCGACUUCCAUGUGGGAGACUCCUCUCACUCAAUAAACAAAACUAUGGAGCGACAGCAUGGACACUCAGUCUCCUGGCAAGGCGACUCCUAUGUAGGAGACUCCGUUUACUCACUAAACAUAACUGGGAGGCGUGAGGGCGGACACACAGUCGCCUGGCAAGGCGACUCCUAUGUAGGAGACUCUGUUCACUCAAUUAACAUAACUGGGAGGCAUGAAGGCGUACACACGGUCGCCUGGCCAGACGAUUCCUAUGUGGGAGACUCCAUUUACUUUGUGAACAUCAGUCGGAAACAGAUUGGCAACUACCUUUGUAUAGCUAGCAACGAGGUACCACCGGCUGUUAGCAAGCGAAUUAUGCUCACUGUUCAGUUUGAGCCGAAACUGACCGUUGAGAAUGAUGUGGUGGGAGCUUUGCUUGGAGAUUUAGCCUAUUUGAGCUGCACAGCUGAAAUGCUCCCAGUGACUAGCGUCUAUUGGUCCAAGAACGACUCCAAACUCGGAGCAAGACAUAAAAUUGAAGACUCGAGGAGUUCAUACAUAUGGCAAACAAAACUGAUCAUCACAAAUGUUUCAAGUGAGGAUUUCGGAUUUUAUCUCUGUACAGCUAAUAAUGAGGAUAAAAGACUCACUGCAUUGGUUCGACUCUAUCAGAUAAUCGCUUCAACCACGAAGCCAGUCCCCAGUACGACCACGGAAACAACCACGAUUAUCACCACUGUCAAGGCUAGAACUAGGAGACCACGAGUCACCACCACCACUGAGAAAGCACCACUCAAUUAUCAAGUUUCAGUUGCGGUUGGUGUGAAGGAGAAACAGGAGGAGAUAUCUGUCAGUGAUCCGAUCAGUGGACGUCACAGUGACGUCACAGUGAUCAGUUCGAAAGCAUCCAUUCAUCAUACAGUGGCACAAAUAUGCCUGCCUGGUCUAUUCUGGCUUAUGAGUCAUGACACUGCACUGCUGUAGUACAUUAGAGUGACUGACUUGGGAGACUGCAGAAACGACGGAAUCCACAUCUAUUAUUGAAAGCAACAAAGCAUCCAUAUUUUUUGAAAUAAUCUCAACUUUAAAUUAGACUAAAGCCUGGUUUUCAUUGGUAGAGUAGUGGUAGAGUUCCCUGGGCAAGUACUAACUAUCUUGUGAACUCUCCCAAUGAAAUGGUCAUGGUAGAGUACAAUAGUUCUGUUUAGUUAGAGUGAGUUAGAGUAAUAAAUACUAGUUAUAAGUAGAGUGGAGUGGGAUAGUAGGCUACUCUCUACCACUUGCCGUUCCCCACCACCGCUUCACACUCUACUCUACCACUACUAUGCUAAUGAAAACAGUCUCGAGCUAGUAGAGUAGAGUCAUGCCGUAGGCUAUCAAAUUUGAGUAUAUAAAUGGUAUGUACUUGAAUACUUAUAGUAUGGUAUAUACUACUGUAUAUAAAUGAUAUAGCCCGCAUAUAUCAAUGCUUUUUGUAAAACUUCUGUGGCUGAACGGCGAUAAUGAAUGUUCCGUAUUGACAUUCUAAGGUUAUUUCUGUUCACUUAACUGGAUAACACACUCUACCUACUAUUCUCAAUUGUAGUGGAGACAGUUAGUUACUCGACCAAGUAAGUAGAGUAGAGUUGGUUCGGUAGAGUUAGUAUGCCAGUUACUCGACCACUAACUCUACUAGUGAAAACCAGGCAUAAAGUGAAUACCGGGCAAUAGUGAAAACCAGACUAAUGUUACUCUAAAAGCUAUCAAGCCCAUCGUAUCCAUUAUCAAGAGUAAUAAUUAUUCAUCAUAAAAUAGAAUUAUAGUACCCUUUAAAAUGCAUAAAAUAUUAUUAAGAUUAAUAAAAUUAAAUUUAAUAAAA
Messenger RNA from Nilaparvata lugens (brown planthopper), 2796 nucleotides. RefSeq names its product lachesin-like. The transcript is spliced from 10 exons. NCBI's taxonomy places the organism in Eukaryota, Metazoa, Arthropoda, Insecta, Hemiptera, Delphacidae. The record is from RefSeq and is a predicted model, not a curated record. Bases 411 to 1922 code for a protein of 503 amino acids. Gene Ontology annotation, cellular component: neuron projection.